CUGUGAGUUGGAUCCAAGCAGCAGAGCAGAGCUGAUACACAGUCCAAGUCUGACUCUCACAAACGUUAAGAAAGAACCUUUUUCAAUCCAAACCCUUUGUAAACCAACUCCGGAAAGAGCCAAAGAUGCCUGGACUUCUGGCCUUUGAGCUUCUUUUGUUGGUCACCACAAUCUCUGCCCAAGGUCAGACAGCUUUGUUGGAAUACAUGCAAGGAAGAAUGGCAGUUUUAGAGGAUCGAAUCUCGCAGUGGCAUGAUCAGAGCAGUCGCUAUACAGCGGAGUUGAGAGAAUUCAAAAACCAGGUUUUGAAAAUGUUGGACAAUAUUGAGAAGGAGCGGGACUCCGUGAGGAUUGAGUUGGAGAAUGCUAACGUGCGGGUAGACCGGCUAGAGAGAGAGGUGGAUUACUUAGAGACACAGAAUCCAGCACCACCAUGUGUGGAUAUAGAUGAAAAACUUACAGAGCUGCAUAAUGCCAAGAAGAAAAAGAAAGAAAAGUAUGAGAAACUUACAGGUUGCACCACCGAAGAGGUUCAAGCAAUUGAGGAGGCAGCUGAGAUGUUGAGCAUUCCUACCGUUCGGAAAUCCUACUGCAGUGACACUAUAUCACAAGUAAAUGCCAUGAAAAUUUUGAAGAGAUUUGGGAGCACUUCUGGACUGUGGACAAAAGAUCCAGUAGGAAACUCAGAGAAGGUUUAUGUCUUUGAUGGAGCUGGUAAUGACACUGUUUAUGUGUUCUCUCGCAUGAAAGAAUUUACUCUAUCAUCCGUUUCACGCAAAGCUGCUAAGAUUAGACUUCCUUUCCCCUGGCUUGGCACUGGACAUGUAGUUUAUGAGGGAAACUUAUACUAUAUCCGAAAUGAUAAUGAAUUUCAGAUUAUCAAGUUCAACCUUGCCAACAAAACAGUGGUCGACAGUGCAGUGCUACCAAUAGAAGAACCUGUGCCGGUAUAUGGUCUCUCCAAGUUCAACUACAUAGAUAUAGCAGCAGAUGAAGAAGGACUAUGGGCCAUUUAUGCCACUAAGGAGAAUGAGAAGAAUAUCUGCUUAGCAAAACUGGACCCAAGUAAUUUAGGCAUAGAGCAGAUGUGGGAUACUCCAUGCCCAAUAGAAAAUGCAGAAAGUGCUUUUGUAGUUUGUGGUGCCCUCUACGUAGUGUAUAACACCAAACUUCCAAGUCGUUCUCGCAUCCAGUGUGUUUUUGACGUCAGUGGGACCAUAUCCAGUGAAAAUGUUCCUGUUGUUUACUUCCCUAAGAGAUAUGGGUCCCACUCAAGUAUGAAGUACAAUCCCAAAGAAAAACAGAUAUAUGCAUGGGAUGAUGGUUACCAGAUCAUAUACAAACUGAGCAUGAAACCAAAGGAAGAACUAUAUUAGAUGCUCUACUGAACUUUUUUCUUAUUAAUGAUUUCAUUUCCUUUAUUAAUUGCCAUUUAAAAUGUAUUUUGAACAGUACAUCAUUACAUUUUGGAAAUAGGAAACACAAAAUAAUAUUUCCAAUAUGUGAGUUUGGAAAAAAACAAUACCAUUCUACAAAUAGAAAAAAAAACACCAACUAUGCUAUAUUUAAUUUUACAUCAGAUUUUAUAGUCUAAUUAAAAUGGCUUUUUUUUUUUUUUACUCGUCAUAAUUUUCAUCUGAGUGAAAUGUGCUUUACUUCUUAAUUCCACUGAAAAUUGUUAUAAAUGUGAAAUCAUAUUUUUAUUGGGACACCUUAUACAAUUAUUUAAUGUCAUAAGUCCAUGUUUUGUUUAAAACUCUUUUAAAUAAAUACAACUUCUUUUUGA
Bombina bombina (fire-bellied toad) is the source of this 1786-nucleotide messenger RNA. RefSeq names its product olfactomedin like 3 (gene OLFML3). Bases 126 to 1376 code for a protein of 416 amino acids. Gene Ontology annotation, biological process: signal transduction. The record is from RefSeq and is a predicted model, not a curated record. NCBI's taxonomy places the organism in Eukaryota, Metazoa, Chordata, Amphibia, Anura, Bombinatoridae. The transcript has 4 exons.